Messenger RNA from Capsicum annuum, 1120 nucleotides. Its product is annotated as transcription factor bHLH118. Gene Ontology annotation, cellular component: RNA polymerase II transcription regulator complex. Gene Ontology annotation, biological process: regulation of transcription by RNA polymerase II. The record is from RefSeq and is a predicted model, not a curated record. Gene Ontology annotation, molecular function: protein dimerization activity; DNA-binding transcription factor activity, RNA polymerase II-specific; RNA polymerase II transcription regulatory region sequence-specific DNA binding. The coding region runs from base 116 to 913 and encodes 265 amino acids. The transcript has 3 exons. NCBI's taxonomy places the organism in Eukaryota, Viridiplantae, Streptophyta, Magnoliopsida, Solanales, Solanaceae.
UUAUGACCUUUCCAACGUACGAAAUCCAUACGAGAUCUUAUAAAACCUCGGUUAGUUUAUCCUAGGUACAAAAUAAAAAGGAAUCAUCUUGAGCUAAAACCAAAAAAAAAUAAAAAUGGAUGAUUCUGAAUUUGACUUUGGCCAAUUAGAUCAACUAUUCAAUUUUCUUUCUUCUCUUCCUCCUCCUACUCCUCCUCCAACUACUUUUCAAAAUCAAGAUUCAUCAAUUUCAUUACAAACACAAAACUCUAAUCAUGUCCCUAAAAAGAAACCAAUUGUCACCAAUCAUCAUCAUCAUCAUGUGAUUAAAAAGAAACCAAUUAAGAUCUCCAAUAUUAAUAAUGAUGAUCAAGUUCAAAAUCCUCCAAAAGAGAAAGAGAAGAUAGCAGAGAAGAAGAAAGUUAUACGAAGAGAUGUUGAAAGGCAAAGAAGGCGCGAUAUGGCUAAGCUUUACCAACGUUUGCGCCUUCUUAUUCCUUCUAAGUAUCUCAUGGGAAAGAGGUCUAUAUCUGAUCAUCUAGAACAGAUUGUGGAUUAUGUAAAAGAUUUGAGGAAGGACAUAGAGGACUUGGAAAGAAAGAGAGAAACUUUGAAACAAUUGAAAAGUACUAUUUGUAGCUCUCAAUUGGCACCAUCUUCAUCCUCUAUGAAAUUAAAUGAGCCUUUAAAUGAUGAUGAUGAUGAUGAUAGAAUAAAUGUGAAAUCAUGCAAUGAAGGAGUGGAAAUUUCAAUUAAAGGAGGGCUAUCUCUAUCAAACGUACUUAAAGUUGUUAUGAAAGAAGGAUUUAUUGUUAGUAGUUGUGUUUCCUCCACAGUUAAUCAAGAGCUUAUUCACAUUAUUCAAACUAAGGUGAAUACAAGCGGAGAUACUGAUCUUGCAACGCUACGAUCCAAGUUGAUGAGUUUAUCUUAAUUCUUAGCCAUAAUAUUUUGGGAUCAUUUGAAUUUGAUACCUUUUGUUUGGUGUAUUAUUUAAUUUAAAUCAAUGUUAGCUCUAUUUAUCUUUUUAAAUGUAGCAAUUUGAUAGCCUACAUCUUAUGAACGAUGACAUGGUAAAUAGCAAGGAUAUACCCCUUUUAGGGCAUGUAAAAGUGAAGAAAAUUUGAAAAACCAGCUUCUA